Molecule: messenger RNA, 2485 nt
Organism: Cuscuta campestris
Lineage: Eukaryota; Viridiplantae; Streptophyta; Magnoliopsida; Solanales; Convolvulaceae
Source: the annotation of a GenBank genome assembly
GAUCAUCUGGUGGAUUUAUUGUCCAUCAAAUUGGUGCUCGCGUUGAGAGUUUGAGAAUCAUACUCAGAGGAAAUCCUCCCCAAAGACGAUGGUGCAAACACGCAGCAACGCCAACAUUGGUACCGGAGCUCCCCACUAGGGAGAAAACAGCGCCACUGGAGGUCGGCACCCCCCCAUCACCACGGGGGAGGCAGAGGCCCUCAUCUAGAGGGUCGGAAUCACAGCUGAGCAAUUCAAGGAGGUGCUGGAGGCACUUACACCCAAUCGCAAGAUUGUGGUGGAGGAUAUGGUUGGGGGACCCGCAGGCGGGAAGGCUGGACCCGCGGGCUCUCAAGGGAAAAAGAAGAAAGUGAGGCGGUCCCAGAAAAAUAAGGCUACCAAGCCUAAUGGGAAGGCUGUGAUGGAAGAUGCGCUCUCCAGAUUGGACGAAGAGUCGUCCUCCUUCGAGCGGAUGUCUGCUUUUGACCGUUUGGGAGAUCCGAAGUCAAAGAAACCUCGGACCUCUGCGUUCGAACGGUUGCAGGACACUCGGUCGGCCCGAAAAGGUGACUUAAGGGACACGCUCAAGGAGAAGAGAGGGGAGUCCACAGCGACCUCCAAGAUCGGUUCGGAGGAGCGACGGACGACAGUCGGGGACAAGGGCGCAGCCGAGCUGUGGAGAAUGUACGAACGACUGGAGAAGCGGCUGGACGCCCAGAACCCCUACCGCCAGGCGGUCUUCAGUGAGGUAACGCCCUUCUCCAGAAGGAUAAUGUCUUGUCCUCUCCCGGAUAAUUUCAAGACUCCCCAGAUCAAAGCGUACAACGGGACAACCGAUCCCCAGGAUCACCUCGCUCGCUUCGGGGCAAACGUGGUCAUGUAUGCGUACCCCGAGGAAAUCAAGUGUCGGUGUUUCUUGGCGACACUGGAAGGGCAGGCUUGUGAGUGGUUCCACAAGUUACCCAAAGGUUCGAUAGAUAAGUGGAGCGACCUGGCCCACAAGUUCUUGGAGCAUUUCGCGUCCAGCCGGAGACAAAAGCUCCCCUUCUCGCACUUGCUCAACGUGAAGAUUCGAAAGGGAGAGCAGCUCCGGGAGUUCAUCAAUAGGUGGGAAAAGGAGGCUUGGGACGUCCAAGGGGCGGACGACCAAGCCCUGAUCGCCAUGCUCCAAGCUGCACUCCCCCAAGGGGAUGUGCGCAAGGAGCUGCGACGGAAUCCUCUCUCGACCUAUCAGGAGAUGUUGGCCAGGGCGAAGUACCUGGUGUUGGAAGAAGAAGAUGAUGAGCCACCAGCCCGGAAGGAGAAGAAAAGCGGGCCACCGGUGGCAGAAGGAAAGAAGAGGAAGGACUACGGUAAGGGGCCGAACCCCACCGGGUAUCACGCGAACAGGCAUCCUGUUCAUGCGGUACAGUCGUUGCCUGCCCCUCCUCCCGGUCGGGAAAGUUAUGGUGUGCAAGAUGCACCCAAAUACUGCGAGUAUCACCGUAACAGCACCCACAACACGUCGGAGUGCGUUACGCUAAGGAAGGAGAUGGAUCAGUUGAUCGCAAGGGGGCCACCUCCUCGGUCGGAGCGACCGUCCUCAAGUAACCGGACCUGGAAGAGACCGCCAGCCCCCACGGCAGCGAUCACGGCAGGAGAGGGGCAGGAGGAUGGACGACGGCAUCUAGGAAGAGAUUGUGAUGAUCUAGAUGAGGAGGAAAGGCAAGGUCGUCGGCACCUAGGGUGUCGGUUCAUCAUGGGGGGAAACACUGGAGGGGAUUCAGUAUCUUCCCGGAAGAAGUGGAAGAACAUGGUGUACCUGGCCGAGGUACAAAGGCCGCCGCUGCCUAAGCGGAAGAAGAAGGAACCUUUGAUCUUUACAGACGAAGAUUAUCCCCUAAUCCUCAGCCCUCACAGGGACGCUCUGGUGAUAAAGGUGGAAAUCGGUAAUGUGGUUGUUCACCGGACUUUGGUCGAUACGGGCAGCUCAGUCAAUGUUAUGUACAGCAACACCUUUAAGGAGUUGGGGUUGUCCCGAAACGACCUGAAACCGAUCCAUACGCCAUUGUCAGGGUUCACAGGGGAUACUAUCGAAGCUGAAGGAACUAUCACGGUGAAGGCCGGGGUAGGAGAUGGCACCCACUGACUCUGGAUCGACAUGGAAUUUAUGGUAGUGCAGCUUGACUGUGCACACCAUCUGAUUCUGGGGCGACCAGGGUUGGAGGACCUGGAGUGCGUAAUCUCCCCCGUCCACUUAUGCCUAAAGUUCAAUACCCCCACUGGGGUGGGGGUGGCGAAGGGGAACCAGAGCCUGUCACGGUCGUGCUACGUUAGGGCGACCAAAAGCCAGGCCCGAGUCGACGAGAAUGUGAGCACGAUCUCUGCGGCAAUCCAGAGGGAGGAUGGGCGACCUCGAGCUGAGCCGGCGGAAGAGUUGAAGAAGUUUCUUUGGACCCGAUCAAGCCAGAGCGGAAGGUGAAGGUAGGUAAAACCUUACCGCUUAAAUUAAAGGAGCAGUUAUUGG